This is a messenger RNA of Brassica napus (rape), 725 nucleotides long. Its product is annotated as high mobility group B protein 4. NCBI's taxonomy places the organism in Eukaryota, Viridiplantae, Streptophyta, Magnoliopsida, Brassicales, Brassicaceae. The coding region runs from base 134 to 526 and encodes 130 amino acids. The record is from RefSeq and is a predicted model, not a curated record. The transcript has 7 exons.
UUAAAAUCCAAAAACUAUUAUUUAAGUUUAAACCGCAAACACUUGAACAAAAGAAACCAAGGCAAAACAACUCGAUCCUACCGACUCAGUCCGAGUCUCAAACGAUUCUUCGUUUCCUUACCCUCCUGGCUCGAUGAAAGGCGGCCAAACCAAAUCCGAAGCGACGAGCACCGAUCAAAGGCUCAAAACCAGAGGAAUGAAGAAGAAGACGACGAAGGAUCCUAACAAACCUAAGAGACCUCCAAGUGCCUUCUUCGUCUUCCUAGAUGAUUUCCGACGAGAGUUCAACGAGGCGAACCCUAAUAACAAGUCCGUCGCCGCCGUUGGUAAGGCUGCUGGAGCUAAGUGGAAGUCUAUGAGUGAGGAAGAGAAAGCUCCUUACGCUUCCAAGGCAGAGAGCAGGAAGAGUGAGUAUCUCAAGGGUAUGCAACAGUACAACAUGAAUCUGGCUAGCGGAACCAAUAGAGGUGAAGAUGACGAAUCCAAGUCUGAAGGAAGCGACGAGGAGGAACAAGACAACGAGUAAAGAGUCUACUAGUUAUUGCCAUUGACUGACUCAGAUUUGAGGAUGGAAUUAUAAAACUUGCUUAGUUAUUGUGACCUUAAACUGAAAAAAACUGGUUAUGUUCUGUUUGUUUGUUAUAUUAAGAACCUCAUUUGCUACUCUUCUUUGUGUUUAAAUCAGUUGUAAUAUGGAUUUAGUUUAAGCUUUUCAUUUCUACUUA